Molecule: messenger RNA, 2945 nt
Organism: Cajanus cajan (pigeon pea)
Lineage: Eukaryota; Viridiplantae; Streptophyta; Magnoliopsida; Fabales; Fabaceae
Product: pantothenate kinase 2
Biological process (GO): coenzyme A biosynthetic process
Cellular component (GO): nucleus; cytosol
Molecular function (GO): ATP binding; pantothenate kinase activity
Source: RefSeq, a predicted model, not a curated record
AACUGUAGGAGUAGCUGGGUCAAGUCGAAUGGAUCUUCUUUAUAAGGCGGGCUCAACACAUUGCAAUUACGCGAGACAAGGAUAAACGUUUUUGACGUUGAAACUCAGACUCAGAGAGAGAUGGCGCACACGGGCAACAAUUCAAUGCAUAGGUCGAGUUCACGCCCUCAACUGGAUCUCAGCAAAGCUGAAAUUCAAGGAAACGUCGAAGAGAAAUAUCCAACUAUUUUGUUACCCAAUCAAUCUCAUGAUAUAUCUCACCUCGCUCUUGACAUUGGAGGAUCUCUUAUAAAGUUGAUGUACUUUUCGAGACACGAAGACCAAUCAACCCAUGAUAAAAGGAUGAGAAAUGUGAAGAAUCGACUGGAUGGUAACAGGAGAAGCUAUCCCAUUCUUGGUGGAAGGCUUCAUUUUGUCAAGUUUGAGACUAGCAAGAUUAACGAGUGCUUAGACUUCAUUUAUUCAAAGCAGCUUCACUGUGGUGGAGGUGAAUCACGUUAUUCUGAUGCCACGACUGAUUCCAAUGCCAUAAUUAAGGCUACUGGUGGUGGAGCGCACAAAUUUGCUGACCUUUUCAAAGAAAGACUUGGACUUAGUCUUGACAAAGAAGAUGAAAUGAGCUGUCUUGUCGCAGGAGCAAAUUUCUUGCUUAAGGCAAUUCGUCAUGAAGCUUUUACCCACAUGGAGGGUCAGAAAGAGUUUGUUCAGAUUGAUCCUAAUGACAUGUUUCCUUAUCUCCUAGUUAAUAUUGGAUCUGGUGUUAGUAUGAUCAAGGUUGAUGGGGAUGGAAAAUUUGAGAGGGUCAGUGGGACUAAUGUUGGUGGUGGUACUUAUUGGGGCCUGGGAAGGCUGUUAACAAAGUGUGAGAGCUUUGAUGAGUUACUUGAGCUGAGUCAGAAAGGAGAUAAUAGUAACACUGAUAUGCUUGUUGGGGACAUUUAUGGUGGUAUGGACUAUUCUAAGAUUGGCCUAUCGGCUUCUACCAUUGCUUCAAGUUUUGGCAAGGCUACCUCAGAAAAAAAGGAGCUUGAAGAUUACAGACCUGAAGAUAUAUCACUCUCUCUUCUGCGAAUGAUUUCGUACAACAUUGCCCAGAUAUCCUACUUGAAUGCUUUGCGGUUCGGGUUGAAGCGUAUCUUUUUUGGAGGAUUUUUUAUAAGGGGUCAUGCCUAUACCAUGGAUGCUAUUUCUUUUGCAAUUCAUUUCUGGUCUAAAGGGGAUGCACAAGCAAUGUUCUUGCGACAUGAAGGAUUUUUGGGAGCUUUAGGUGCAUUUAUGAGCUAUGAAAAACACGGUUUAGAUGACCUCAUGGUGCAUCAGUUAGUUGAAAGAUUCCCGAUGGGUGCUCCAUAUACAGGAGGCAAGAUUCAUGGCCCCCCACUUAGGGAUUUGAAUGAGAAGAUUUCAUGGAUGGAUAAGUUUCUGCAGAAGGGAACUGAGAUCACUGCCCCUGUGCCGAUGGCUCCUCCUGGAACUACUGGACUUGGGGGUUUUGAAGUUCCUUUGUCAAAAGGAAGUACUCUGCGAUCUGAUGCUAGUGCUCUAAAUGUUGGUGUCCUCCAUCUAGUUCCCACUUUGGAGGUGUUUCCAUUAUUAGCUGACCUGAAAAUGUAUGAGCCUAAUACUAUUGAUCUCUCAGAUCACAGUGAGUUAGAGUAUUGGCUAAAGAUUUUGUCAGAGCACUUGCCAGAUCUUGUGGACAAGGCUGUAGCAAGUGAAGGUGGGACUGAUGAUGCCAAAAGAAGGGGUGAUGCUUUUGCUCGUGCAUUUUCUGCCCACCUGGCCAGGUUAAUGGAGGAGCCUGCUGCAUAUGGGAAGUUAGGCCUGGCCAAACUACUGGAAAUGAGGGAAGAGUGCUUGAGGGAAUUCCAUUUUUUUGAUGCAUAUAUAAGUAUAAAGCAGAGGGAAAACGAGGCAUCGCUUGCUGUCUUACCUGAUUUGUUGAUGGAGCUUGAUAGUUUGGAUGAGGAGACAAGACUACUUACCCUAAUUGAAGGUGUUCUUGCUGCAAACAUUUUUGAUUGGGGAUCUCGUGCUUGUGUGGAUCUCUAUCAUAAAGGAACUAUUAUUGAAAUUUACAGAAUGAGUCGCAAUAAAAUGCAGAGACCUUGGCGAGUGGAUGAUUUUGAUGCCUUUAAAGAGAGAAUGCUAGGAACUGGGGACAAAAAACCACCUCCACAUAGAAGAGCUUUACUUUUUGUGGACAAUUCAGGUGCUGAUAUUGUUUUGGGGAUGCUUCCCCUGGCACGAGAGCUCCUCCGACGUGGAACUGAAGUGGUCCUGGUUGCAAACUCACUUCCUGCUUUGAAUGAUGUGACUGCAAUGGAGCUUCCAGACAUUGUUGCUGAGGCUGCCAAGCACUGUGACAUUCUUAGGCGAGCUGCUGAAUCUGGAGGCUUGCUUGUUGAUGCAAUGACCAAUACCUAUGACAGUUCUAAAGAAAAUUCAUCUUCGGUUCCUUUGAUGGUUGUUGAGAAUGGGUGUGGUAGUCCAUGUAUAGACUUGAGACAGGUCAGCUCUGAGCUGGCUGCUGCUGCAAAAGAUGCCGAUUUGAUAAUUUUGGAAGGGAUGGGAAGAGCUCUUCAUACCAACCUAAAUGCCAGGUUUCGGUGUGAUGCUUUGAAGCUUGCAAUGGUGAAAAACCAGAGAUUGGCUGAAAAGUUGAUUAAAGGAAACUUAUACGACUGUAUUUGCAAAUACGAGCCUGCUAACUGAAAGCUUCUAUGUACGAGCUCGUAGUCCCGAUGUUAAUAGCUUCCUUAGAGGGGAUCUAGAAUAAACUUCUGGGAGCAGGGUGCUGUGUUCAAAUACGUCAGUAACUUUUUUUUAUAUAAUUUAUUACUAUUAUUAUUAGACUGUUGAAACAUUGCUUAAUAGAUAUAAAGUUAAAAACGGAUUUAUCCAUUUGCUUUUGAAAAUCUUGGAUGACGAGGAUAGUGUAUUCA